AUGGAAAGCCACCAUGAGCUACAGGAGCUCGCCCUGCUCACACCAAAAGCAGUGUUCCUUUACAGCAGACCUCAAGGUGGGAGGGGAAAUUCUGGACGCACAGAUUCCCAGAAAGGCGAGGGCACAGCUUGCUGCUACCCGCACAGCACCAGGCACACACGCUCUGCCGGCCGCCUGACAUUUCCGUGCCGCCCUAAGGUCGCGGCCGUGCCCCGCCGGGUUCCCCACCGCCCACAGCCCCACGCCGCGCACACGGAGCACCCGGGGGCUGCGGCUGCGCCCGGAGACCGCAGCGCCCCCCGCGCCGCUGCCCUACGGGGCUGCGGGCGGCGCAGCUCACCUGGCCGCGGCCAGCUCCGCCGCCGCCCCCGCUGCCAUUUGUUGCUCGCGUUCGGAGGGAGCUGCUCUCCUCCCCAUCGCCGCCGCCUGCUCCGUAGCAACUGGUCCAGGUCAGUGAUGUCAACAAACUUCAUGCUCCUCUCAGCCCACGGGCACCACCACUGCAUUUAUAGAUGCCGAGGUUUUGUCCCAAGAAGAAUAAUGGAGAGAAGUGAUCUUUGCAGAGAGCCACCACAAAUCCUUUGCAUACUGCAAUUUCCAUUGGUACCUCUGGUUCCUUUACAAAUGCCUGGCAGUUACACUCAUUUUUGGAGUAACCUAACACAUUUGAAGAAGCUGCAAGGAAUGCACAAAAAAGCCUACAGGAAUAACAUGUCUAUGACAGAAAUCACAGCUGAUGAGUAAAAGCCCCUAACACCAACCCUUUGAGGACUUUGAGAUUUUAUGAGCUAAUGCUAAGACUGUACUCCUUUUGUAAAACACUAAGUUUUCAGACACUAAAAAAACCAACAGAGAUGAAGUAAAAUAUGUUA
Molecule: messenger RNA, 872 nt
Organism: Centrocercus urophasianus (Greater sage-grouse)
Lineage: Eukaryota; Metazoa; Chordata; Aves; Galliformes; Phasianidae
Exons: 5
Coding region: 1-744 (247 amino acids)
Source: RefSeq, a predicted model, not a curated record